CCCAGGUUCAGGCAGAUAGAUGGUAGGGGGACAUCACCUGGGACCUUGGCUGAGUGCUGAAAUGCUCAGCCGGGAAGGUGGUGUUGAGGAGGGGGGUGCGAUGGGGUGGAGCAGGGUGGACAGGAGCUAUAGGAGUGCUGGCUCUUGUGCUGUGAGCCAGGUGAGGGUCCAGCCAUCCCAAGUGACUUGGCUGUCUGUCCUUGCUGCCUCCCAGAAUGCCUCCUACCUUGCUCGUCCGGAUGCUGACCUGCCCGUGUGCUUCCAGCAGACCGUGCUGGUCUGGGUCCCCCUUGGCUUCUUCUGGAUUUUGGCUCCAUGGCAGCUCCUGCCCUUGUGUAAAUCCAGAGCCAAGAAAUCAUCUGUGACCAAACUUUACAUCAUCAAGCAGGUGCUGGCUGCCUUGCUGAUGCUGACAGCAGUGGCAGAGUUGGCCCUGGCAUUUGCAGAGGACACAGAGCAGGACCCCCUGCCAGCUGUCCGGUACACAAACCCCAGCCUGUUCAUCGCCACCUGGCUCUUGGUCCUGCUGAUCCAUGAUGCACGACGCUUCUGCUUGUGCAGAGACUCGGGAAUACUUUUCUGCUUCUGGACACUGUCCCUGCUGUUUGGGAUAUUGCCAUUCCAGUCACUCCUCCGGAGGGCCCUGCAGGCACCAAUCUCCGACAUGCCACAGUUUGUCCUUUUCUUCAUCUCCUAUGGGCUCCAGCUGCUGCUCUUCCUUGUCUCGGGCUUCUCGGAUGUUGCCCCAGAAACAAAGGAAAUUGGGAAGAAGAACCCAGAGGUGACAGCCUCCUUCCUGAGCUCCAUCACCUUUGAAUGGUACACCAGCAUGGUUUUCAAGGGCUAUCGCAAGCCCUUGGAGAUAGAGGAUAUCUGGGAAUUGAAAGACAAAGACAAGACGCAGGCUAUUUACGCUGUUUUGGAGAAGAACAUGAAGACUGCAGUGAGGAAGGCCCAAGCAGAACUGGAGAAACGGAAACGCAAGAAAAGACGCCGGGAAGGUGACCCAGACCAUGGGAACAACAUGAGCAAGGCCCAGAGCCAAGACAUCCUGGUGCUGGAGGAGAAGCAGACGAAGAGGAGGAAGAAGAGAGACAAAGGGGACUCUGUCCCUCGCAAGGAUUUCCCCAGGGGUUGGCUGGUGAAAACCCUGUGCAAGACCUUCUGGCAGAACCUCCUGCUAUCAGUGGCUUUCAAGCUAGUGCAUGAUGGGCUUGUGUUUGUCAGCCCCCAGCUGCUGAAGUUGCUGAUCACCUUUGUGUCGGAUGAGGAGUCCUUUGCUUGGCAAGGUUAUCUGUACGCCAUCCUGCUCUUCCUGACGGCGCUGAUCCAGUCCCUCUGCCUGCAGCAGUACUUCAGCUUGUGCUUCCAGCUUGGCAUAAAUGUGCGUGCCAGCCUCAUCGCUGCCAUCUACAAGAAGGCACUCACCAUGUCCAGUGCCACCCGCAAGAAGUCCACGGUGGGAGAGACUGUGAAUCUGAUGUCAGCUGAUGCCCAGAGGUUCAUGGACAUGGCCAACUUCGUUCACCAGCUGUGGUCAUCCCCCCUGCAAAUUAUCCUGUCCACUGUCUUCCUGUGGGGAGAGCUGGGCCCCUCUGUCCUGGCUGGCAUCGCAGUCAUGGUGCUGCUCAUCCCCAUAAAUGGGUUCCUGGUCGCCAAGGCCAAAGCCAUCCAGGUGAGGAACAUGAAGAAUAAGGAUGAACGCAUGAAAAUAAUGAGUGAAAUCCUCAAUGGAAUCAAGAUCCUGAAGCUUUUUGCCUGGGAGCCCUCAUUUGAGAAGCGAGUCAAUGAGAUCCGCGCACGCGAGCUCAAGGACUUGGUGAACUUCAGUUACCUGCAGUCGAUUUCUAUCUUUGUGUUCACAUGUGCCCCCUUCCUGGUCUCCUUGGCCAGCUUUGCUGUCUACGUACUGGUGGAUGAGAACAACAUCCUGGAUGCACAGAAGGCCUUCACUGCCAUCUCCCUUUUCAACGUGCUGCGCUUCCCCAUGGCCAUGCUGCCCCUGGUCCUCUCUUCCCUAGUGCAGGUCAGCCCUCGCAUAGGGCAGAGGAUGCAGGGGGGAUCUAAUGGUACCUCUGCCCAAACCAGCACAGAGGGCUGAGGCAGCGCUGUGCGUUUCUCGGAGGCCACGUUUGCCUGGGAGCAGGACGGCAACGCUGCGAUCAGAGAUGUCACCCUGGACAUCGCGCCUGGCAGCCUGGUGGCCGUGGUGGGAGCUGUGGGCUCAGGCAAAUCUUCGCUGGUGUCAGCCAUGCUUGGGGAAAUGGAGACUAUCAAGGGACACAUCAACAUCCAGGGCUCCCUGGCCUAUGUCCCCCAGCAGGCCUGGAUCCAGAACGCCACACUGAAAGACAACAUCCUUUUUGGGUCAGAACUGGACGAAGCCAGGUAUCAGCAAGUCAUCAAGGCCUGUGCUCUCCUUCCAGACCUGGAACUGUUGCCUGCAGGAGACCAGACAGAGAUUGGAGAGAAGGGCAUUAACCUGAGUGGGGGCCAGAAGCAGCGAGUCAGCCUGGCCCGGGCGGUGUACAGCAACGCAGACAUCUAUGUCCUGGACGACCCUCUGUCUGCCGUGGAUGCUCACGUCGGCAAGUACCUCUUCGACCAUGUGCUGGGGCCAAAAGGGCUGCUGCAAAAGAAGACACGGAUCUUGGUGACGCACAGUAUCAGUUUCCUGCCCCAGGUCGAUAACAUCGUGGUGCUGGUGGCAGGAGCGGUGUCUGAGCAUGGCUCCUACAGCACCCUGCUUGCAAACAGGGGGGCCUUUGCCCAGUUCCUGAACUUGUACGGCAGCCAAGAGGAGGAUGCUUCAGAGAAAAAUUCCACAGCUGCUGCUUUAGCUGGGGAUGAAGAGCAGGGUGAUGAAGACGUUGAGCCUUGUGUGGAGGAGGGCCCUGAUGAUGUGGUGACCAUGACCCUGAAACGAGAGGCCAGCAUCCAUCGGAGAGAUUUCAGUCGCAGCCUUAGUAAAAGCAGCACCAAUUCCUGGCAGAAGGCCCAGGAGGAGCCCCCCAAGAAGCUGAAGGGCCAGCAACUGAUCGAGAAAGAAACUGUGGAAACUGGCAAGGUGAAGUUCUCCAUGUACCUGCGGUACCUGCGUGCUGUUGGCUUGUGGUAUUCUUUCUGGGUUGCCAUGGGCUACGUUGGACAGUACGUUGCCUUUGUGGGGACCAACCUGUGGCUCAGCGUCUGGACUGAAGAUGCGCAGCGCUACCUGAACCAGACCUAUCCUGUGGAGCAGCGAGACCUGCGGAUCGGUGUCUUUGGGGCACUGGGGGUGUCACAAGCUCUCUUCCUGCUCUUUGCAACCAUGCUGUCUGCUCAUGGUACCAUGCGAGCCUCCCGGGUUAUGCAUCAGCAAUUGCUCAGCAACAUCCUGCGUGUGCCCAUGAGCUUUUUUGACACGACCCCGACUGGCCGCAUUGUGAAUAGGUUUGCCAAGGACAUCUUCACAAUAGAUGAGACCAUUCCCAUGUCCUUCCGCAGCUGGCUCUCCUGUUUCAUGGCCAUCAUCAGCACAUUGCUCAUGAUCUCCCUGGCCACCCCAUUCUUUGCUCUCGUUAUCAUUCCCCUGGGUAUCCUCUACUAUUUUGUGCUGCGCUUCUAUGUCUCCACGUCACGCCAGCUACGGCGUCUGGACUCUGUAACUAGGUCUCCCAUCUACUCCCACUUUGGUGAGACGGUGUCAGGCCUUUCCGUGAUCCGGGCCUAUGGACACCAAGAACGGUUCCUGAAGCAGAAUGAGCGCACCAUGGACAUCAAUCAGAAAAGUGUUUACUCCUGGAUAGUCUCAAAUAGGUGGCUGGCCAUCCGCCUGGAGUUCGUUGGGAGCCUGGUGGUCUUCUUCUCUGCACUUCUAGCUGUGAUUUCAAAGGGCACUUUGGAGGGCGGCAUCGUGGGUCUUUCUGUCUCCUCUGCCCUAAACGUGACCCAGACACUGAACUGGCUGGUGCGGACAUCUUCAGAGCUGGAGACGAACAUUGUGGCUGUGGAGCGGGUACACGAGUACACAAAGGUGAAAAACGAGGCUCCGUGGGUGACAGAAAAGCGUCCACCCCGUGGCUGGCCCAGCAAAGGCGAGAUCCAGUUCAUUGACUACAAAGUUCGUUACCGACCUGAACUGGAGCUGGUUCUUCAGGGGAUCACCUGCAAUAUUGGGAGCACUGAGAAGGUUGGGGUUGUGGGCCGGACUGGGGCUGGAAAAUCCUCCCUCACCAACUGCCUCUUCCGGGUGCUGGAGGCUGCUGGAGGGACGAUCAUCAUCGACGAGGUGGAUAUAGCGAUGAUUGGCCUCCACGACCUGCGCCAGAACCUCACCAUCAUCCCCCAGGACCCCGUGCUCUUUACUGGCACCCUGCGGAUGAACCUGGACCCCUUUGACCAGUACACAGACAAGGAGGUCUGGAAGGCCCUGGAGCUGGCCCACCUGAAGCCAUACGUGCAAGACCUUCCCGAGGGGCUGCUGCAUCUUGUGAGCGAGGGAGGGGAGAACCUGAGUGCUGGGCAGCGGCAGCUCGUGUGUCUGGCCCGGGCCCUUCUCCGCAAAGCCAAGAUCCUCAUCCUUGAUGAAGCAACAGCAGCUGUAGAUCUGGAAACUGAUCAUUUAAUCCAGACAACCAUCCAGAGUGAGUUUGCUGCCUGCACUGUCCUUACCAUUGCCCACCGCCUCCACACCAUCAUGGACAGCAACAGGGUGAUGGUGCUGCAGGCCGGGAGGAUUGUGGAAUACGACAGCCCUGAGAACCUGCUCAAGAAGCAGGGCGUCUUCUCUGCGAUGGCAAAGGACGCCGGCAUCAUGAAUAUAGAAACCACGGCGCUGUAGGUGGAGCGGAGCAGCGUGCGGGUGUGUGCGUGGGCAGCUCUCUCCCGCUGGCACUCACCCUGCAGUGGGGCUGCCCAGGAAUGUGUCUCUCUGCAGCUGGGAAGCAGAGAGGGUGGCUUCUCUGGUUGCUGGGGAGAGAGGAUCUGGACAGGAGUGAGCUGUUUAACCUUGCUACCACACCCUGCCUGCUGUGCACAGGAGGGUCUGGAGCUGCGUAAUUCAUUCCAGUAUAGAGGGGAAAAUUUCUCUGUCAGGCAGGGAGACCAUGGCCCCCUGGGGGUCUUAGUUUUUGUAC
Molecule: messenger RNA, 5117 nt
Organism: Egretta garzetta (little egret)
Lineage: Eukaryota; Metazoa; Chordata; Aves; Pelecaniformes; Ardeidae
Gene: ABCC2
Product: ATP binding cassette subfamily C member 2
Exons: 30
Biological process (GO): transmembrane transport
Cellular component (GO): apical plasma membrane
Molecular function (GO): ATP binding; ATP hydrolysis activity; ABC-type transporter activity
Source: RefSeq, a predicted model, not a curated record